AUGCUCUUGAUCUACCUCGAUGACAUCAUUUUGUUUGGGGCCAGUGUACCAGAUAUAAUUGAGAGGCUAGAAGUUGUCCUACAGAGAUUAAGGGAUGCAAAUUUGAAGCUGAAACCCAAGAAGUGUCACUUGUUCCAGAAAGAGGUACAUGUACUUUACUUGGGACACAUAGUUUCAGCAGACGGUGUGAGGACUGAUCCAGCCAAGAUAGAAACUGUGAAGAAAUGGCCAACACCCAAGAAUUCCACUGAACUACGAAGCUUCCUAGGACUAGCAUCUUAUUGCAGGCAAUUUGUGAAGAACUUCUCUCAAGUUGUCAAGCCACUUACCAAUCUAACCAAGAAAGAUCAGUCUUUUGUUUGGAACCAAGAGUGUGAAGAGACAUUCUUAAGAAUGGAGGAAACUUUAACAGCUCCAAUACUGGCUUAUCCUCAGUUAGACAUGGGAUUCAUCCUUGAUACAGAUGCAGACAACUUUGCCAUUCGUGCAGUGCUAUCUCAGGUUCAGGAGGGAAAGGAGAGAGUGAUGGCAUAUGCAAUGCAGGCGGAUGUAAAGACUGACAGUGUUUGCAACCGAAAUUUCUCCAGUUACCCUGAUUUAUGCUACAAUAGGGAUAGAGCUCACCAACAAAACAGAGGAAAGGAAAGACAAGAGAGAGAACGGAGAGAUUGUAUCCGGAAGGAGGAAAAGGAAUGUUUUAGGCGGGAGGCUUGGUCACGGAAAGAGGAGGAACAUUACAAUAGGAGGGAAGAGGAGCUGAAGGAGAAGGAAGAACAAGACCGGAAGGAAGCCAAGCUAAGAAAAGAAAAAGAAGAGCAGGAAAAGAAGAAAAUGAAGAAGGGCAGAGAAAAUCUGAUAAAGAAAGAGCAAAGGAAGGAAGAUACCAAGAAGGAAGAAGAAAUGCUGAUAAAGAAGAAGGAAAAGGAGAAACAAGAGCAAGAAAAAGUCACGAGGAAGGACGAAAGAAUAACGGAGGCUAUUAUCGACCUUUUCAAAGAGAUUGAAAGUGAGGACAAGACGAAUGAAGAAAAAGAAGAAUCAUCUAAUGAGUCUGAUUCAAGCGACUCGGAAGGAAACUAUUCUCAAUAUCUCUUCUGUACCCAUCAAAGGUUCGGACAAAAUUACCAUCGAGGUGCCGAAGCUCGUGAGGGGCAAAAGAUUAAUCACGAAAGUGACCAUACAUACGAGCAUCUACAAGGAACAUGA
Molecule: messenger RNA, 1206 nt
Organism: Lytechinus variegatus (green sea urchin)
Lineage: Eukaryota; Metazoa; Echinodermata; Echinoidea; Temnopleuroida; Toxopneustidae
Product: trichohyalin-like
Exons: 2
Coding region: 1-1206 (401 amino acids)
Source: RefSeq, a predicted model, not a curated record